This is a messenger RNA of Fusarium fujikuroi IMI 58289, 3651 nucleotides long. RefSeq lists its product as uncharacterized. Gene Ontology annotation, molecular function: protein binding. The record is from RefSeq and is a predicted model, not a curated record. Lineage: Eukaryota; Fungi; Ascomycota; Sordariomycetes; Hypocreales; Nectriaceae. The transcript is spliced from 4 exons. Bases 1 to 3651 code for a protein of 1216 amino acids.
AUGGACCAAGUUCGGAAAAAGGAUGCCAUAGAGGCAGAAUGGCUGCGGAACUACCAAUUGAUUCGGAACUUAUACCUCUCAGAUAUGUCUCUCAAUGAUCUCGUCUACUGGUUGGGUAUCUUUGAAAAUUUCACUGUCACGAAAUCCCAACUCGAGUACCGAUUGAAAAAGUGGAAUAUUUCGAAAAACAUCGACCGCGACUCAUGGAGACACAUUGACAAAACCAUCAACAAACGGAAGCAGGAAGGCAAAGAAAGCGAUGUUCUUUUAUGCGGCAAGCGAGUAAAGCAAUCCACCGUCGAAAAGGAAACCAAUCGCCACCGAGACACGAGUAUCACGGCUCAAAGGCUCCCUGAAGGCCAUAUUCAGUCAGUUGCAUUAUCAGAUGAGAUUAUUAUCUGUACGCCACAAGCAUACCUAAACGAGUUUGAGUGGCCAGAGUCGCUGCCAUGGUUCAAAUUCCGAUCCAAGUUGCAAGAAUGGUUGAGCUAUAUUCAGUUACAUAGAACAACGGGCGAGCCAAGAGGGCUAGCAAUGAAUCUUCUUCGUACGUCCAGGAUGUUGCUGCUUGGACACAAAUCCGAUCAAAGUCAGCUAAGCCACCUCAUCCCCAAGUUGGCUAUGAACCUUGUUAUGGGAAUGCCGGAAUACUUCCCUGGCGAACACCUACAAACCGCUCAAAUGAUCGCAACCGGCACCACAAAUGUCAUAAUGCCCGAGUGCCUGAAGCUCAUUAUCUACCAAGUCUCAAAUGACAUGAUCUUACUAUGGAAGGCUGAUGACUUUGAGAAUCUUUACACUCUUAUCUCCAGGACAGGGCUCUUGAGUGCCACAGACAGUCUAAGAAGGGCCCGGCAACAAGAUCUGAGUACCAGAGCAUUUAUGGAUAAUCUUUUCACAGAGCUCAUCAGGUCUAUCUGCUAUAAUAAUACGAUGAUGAAUAUGGAAAAUCCUAGGACUCUGGUUAAAUGGCUCCUUUCUUCAGGCCAAGACCCAAACAUCAAGUUUGCUAAACCCGAUAAUAUGUUUACGGCACUGGAGCAUGCGAUUUUUUCUCGACGAAUAGACUUAAUUGAACCGCUUCUCAAGGCCGGUGCUGUUGCCAGUAGGAGUUGGAACAGUUCCAGUCAUCAGUCGAUUAUGCGUGUUGUACUCUCCGAUCGAGUUUGCAAUAGAGAAUUAGCACGCAUCAUCAGGAUCUUGGUAGGCCACUACAAGACCUUGACUGCAGAAGAAACCCUCCAUGCGGCUAUUCUACUACAGGAUGAGCGCCUUUUCAAACAGGCGUUGGACAAUGGUGCCGAUAUCUCACUUCCCAUCGAAACGCUGUCAGAAAGUUUCAUGCGUGAGAAUCUCAAUGCCGUCAAGGAGGAGACAGCUUUGAGUGCCGCUGCUGCAGUCAGCAUGCACGCCACAAGGGUAGUUUUCGACCUUCUGCAAACCCGAAAUCAGGCCAUCAAAGCAGCAUCAUUCAUCACGCCUGACGUAUUCAUUUCAGCAGCAUGUGCGGGUAACGCUGAUGUCAUAUCGUUUCUUCAUGGAAUCCAUCCUAUUGGUUUCAGGACUAAUAUGCACGGUGUAACACCUUUGGAAGUUGCUAUCAAACAAGGUCAUCAGGAGGCUUAUCAGUUACUGUUUAAGCUCUAUCGUCAAUCUAGCGCCACUCUUCUCCUUAUUCCGAUAUUCACAGACCAACUCGACAUAUUACAGUACCUUCUGUCGAACGGUCUUGACGUCAAUCUUACGACGAAACGAGAUGAUAUAGAUGCAUGCAAGUUCUUGUUGCGAAGUCGACUUCUGGUUUGGCAUUUUCCAGUAUACGAUCAAGACAAAUCCCCGACUGUUUUAGAAUUACUUCUCCGUGUUGUUUUAUCCAGUCAUGAUUGGAAUGACGGGAUCAAACUCCUUCUUAGAUCGGGAGCUUUUUUCCCAGCAGAAGCAAUUCUUAGGUUGUCAAGAGCAGGACACGACGACAUACUUUCUGCUGCUCUGGACGCAGGGGUUGACCCAAACGUUCAAAAUUGCUUUGGAGACAGCGCGCUUGCGUUGGCUCUGCGGAGCGAAAACACAAACUGCGUUAAGCUGCUUCUAGAAAAGGGCGCUGAGCUUCGAACACUGACAUCCGAAGUGUUUGAGACCCUCGUGCCUGAUCAUAUAUGCAACAUUGAAGGACAGCGCAGCGUUUGUGACCCGCCUCUCGGAGAGCUCCUUUUGGAACACUGGGCAAGCAUUUUCAACGCCAGCAAAGACAGUUUGCUUGAAAUCGACGCCGCGAUCAUCGCACAACAUCAUUCCCGGGUCGAAAGCGCAUUUUCAGAAAUGCCAACAUACUACAGUCCAUCAAGCUUAUGCUCUGCUGUGCUAGUCGAGAGCCACUGGGUUAUUGACUUUCUUCUCAACAACAGACCUCUCCAAAGACCUCAUUUUAUUUUAGAGGGAACCGCAGUUGGCUUGGCAGCGAUGCUAGGCAAUCUGCCUUUGGUACGAAAGCUUGUAACGCAGCUUCAAAAACCCGAGACGGCACUGCUUCCAUUUUUUAAACCUUCUUCUCGCCUCCCAUUCCAGCAUUAUGAAGGCUUUCAUAUCACUUCAUCGCACAUUUUCUGGUAUGGCCACUCAAACGAUGAUCAUGAUGGCAAUGACUUUGAGGAUUUUAAGUGCUGCAACCAUUGUAGUCUUUUUAUAGGCAGUCCUUUGGCUUUAGCCGCAUCUUACCGGGGAACAGCCGGGGUGUUGGAACUGUUGAGUCACAAUUAUGAGCCUGACGUUAUUACGUGGGCUAGAGCUUUUAGUAUGGAUGACCUAGAUUGUUUGAAGGCGCUCAAGGAUUACAGCCUGCAAGUUAGGAGUCCUCAACUACCGCCAUUAACACUUUCGCGCUUACUGACAUAUGCGAUACAACAUGAAAUGGAGGAAGCCCUCGUCUGGCUUAUUGAAUUAGGAGCCGAUAUCCACGAGAAUGAUCUAUUUUGGUACCGUGGCCGCUCACCUGUCCAAUUCGCUAUUGAACUUGGCCGCUUGACAGUCGCUGAGAGUCUUCUGCGCUCUGGAGCAAAGGUUAAUGCAGCACCAUCUUUUAAAUCUGGCGUAACAGCGUUGCAAUGUGCCGCCAUCGAGGGACAUAUCGGAUUAGCGAAGCAACUGCUAGAUGCUGGUGCCCGAGUUAACGCCAGGGGUAGCCGACAGGAUGGCAGAACGGCCUUAGAAGGAGCUGCAGAGCACGGGCGACUUGACAUGGUUGAGCUCUUACUCCGUCACGGGGCACUUACAACAGGGCCUGGGAUAUUUCAGUACAUUCGAGCUACUUAUUUCGCAGAGCUAGAAGCAUAUCAUGCCACAGCAGCAUUGUUACGACAAUCGAGGAAAUGGACAGACGAAGACAAACACAUGUACGAUUCAAUGUGUGCGGAGUGCAAAUUUUGCUCUUCAGAGCCGAGACAACCAAGGGGCAAAAGGUGUUGCGCUUGUGAUAAAAUCCGUACCCAAGGGCGCUAUUGCUGUGAUGAGAUCCACAUGCCAGAGGAUAACUGCUACCACUAUUACACCGAAGAGGAGGAGAGUCAUUACGAUCUCGAAAUACUAGGAGAGGAAAGUGAAGCUCAGGAGGAUGUAGAAUUGGAGGAAGUGAUAGGAUUAGCAGAUGAUGGUUGA